AUGACCAAGAGACAAGUAAGCUUGUUUUCUCUCGCUCUCGCGACCCUCUUGUGGCCCAUAUCUGCUUUGUCGGAUAUAAACUGUUACAACCCCGACGGCUCCGAGGCCAACGAUGACGUCCCUUGCACCUCCGACGCAACAACAUUUUGUUGCAACAGAGCCGACAUCUUGCCGUAUAACGAGAAUGCGGGAUUUCCUAUCGUCGCCGCCCAGUACAAUGGAAGCAAAACGGUGCAUUGCUGUGGCACGGCCUCGUGGAAGAACGGGAGCGUCAGCUGCGGGAAUUUCAAAUCAGUCAGUGUUCCAACCGGUACUGCCAUUCCAGGCGUGGCUGGACUUGCAGUGAAAGGUGCUCAAGGUUCGAAGUCUUCAGAGACAACUGAUUGUGGUUACAAUGUCUCCCGCGAAGCUGCUAUAGGUGCCGGGAUUGGGGUUCCACUUGCAAUAAUGACCCUUGCUGCCAUUACGUGGGCCAUGCGGGAACGUCGAGCUCGAUUCAGAGCUCUAUCAACGGUAUCUCCAGCGCCAAUGGCGAAGCCCCCUCCACUGAAACAAUUUGUUCAACAAGUCAUUCCGCAUCGUCCCGUUGAGUUAGGUGCUUCGGAUAUAUCUGAAUUGUGCGCCGGAGAGAACAACUACAAGCGGGUGUCGAAGCACGAGCGCCGAUAUUCAUGUGCUGUCUGA
Penicillium bovifimosum is the source of this 684-nucleotide messenger RNA. RefSeq lists its product as uncharacterized. NCBI's taxonomy places the organism in Eukaryota, Fungi, Ascomycota, Eurotiomycetes, Eurotiales, Aspergillaceae. Bases 1 to 684 code for a protein of 227 amino acids. The record is from RefSeq and is a predicted model, not a curated record. The transcript has 2 exons.